Molecule: messenger RNA, 6208 nt
Organism: Dunckerocampus dactyliophorus (ringed pipefish)
Lineage: Eukaryota; Metazoa; Chordata; Actinopteri; Syngnathiformes; Syngnathidae
Gene: pum1
Product: pumilio RNA-binding family member 1
Exons: 23
Coding region: 929-4336 (1135 amino acids)
Biological process (GO): regulation of mRNA stability; miRNA processing
Cellular component (GO): cytosol; cytoplasm
Molecular function (GO): mRNA 3'-UTR binding
Source: RefSeq, a predicted model, not a curated record
AUGCUUCUUAGCCACCUCCGGGUGAGGAUAUUGUCGCUAUGGCGCCCAAAAUCCGGGCUAAAGCAGUGUGUUUUUGUCAGACGGAGCCGACUCGCUUCCCCAGCUAUAUAACCUGCCCCCCCUUCCUCCCGUUGUGUCGGUCUUCCGCUCCAGACAGCUCAGGGGCCUUUGUUAGCACCCGAAUACCUGCGGGGGGCUGCGGGGUCGACAUACGGACAGAGUGAGCCUCCAGCCGGAUUGACACUAACACGGCGUUGUUAAAACACGACUGUCGCUGUUACAAAACACUGUUUGUGGCGCCCAUGUUUGCUCACCGGUUCACCGGGCGGUGUGGUAGAGUCGGGAGGCCGUGUUAUUGUUGCUACACAGCCAGGGAAGCUUCCCCCUGACAAACCCAGGCAUAGUGCGAUGUAACGCCGACAUCCCAUAAACUACUGUCAAUACCGGUGCGCAGUCUGCCUUGGUUUUGUUGUGUCAUGUCUGCCAUGGAGGGCGAGAGGGUUCACUACCGGGGCAGCUUACCCCCCCUCCCCGGCGAAUACGUGCAUUGUGACACCCGUCAAUGUGGCCGGUAAGGUAUCGGUCGAUCACGGUUGUCGGUAAUGUUUUGCCCGGUGAAGAGCGCUCGUUUCCGGGUGUUGGAAGCAUAACAAGCCGCCUGCGCGUCAUGUCGUUGGUCAUGUUGUGGAUUUCCGGGUAUUUGUCUUACCUGACUGCUAAACAAUUCCUGCUUUUUUAUGGUAUGUUCGUACCAUAAUCAGACAGGCAGGCCUUGUCUUUGUCUAAAGGGAUUGAGUGUUUGCUUCCAAAGAUGGCUAACAUGACUUUCUGCUAAAGGCUGUGGUGGAAUGAGCAGUGUGUGUUGAAGAGGAAAGCAGUGCUCUGGCAGGAUUCCUUCAGCCCCCACCAUAGAACUACACCCCCCAGCAUGCCUGUGGUGCUGAGCAGCGGAGGACACGCCCCUCCCACUGGGCAGACCUCUCAGGCCACGCCCCCCAGCCAGCAGGGUGUAGCAGGUGCUGGACGUUCCCAGGAUGACGCCAUGGUCGACUACUUCUUCCAGCGGCAGCACGGCGAGCAGCCAGGGAAACAUCGCUGGCCCACUGGAGACAACAUCCACGACAGCCAGGUGCGGUCAAUGGAUGAGCUGAACCAUGACUUCCAGGCUCUGGCUCUGGAGGGACGUGCAAUGGGAGAGCAGCUCCUCACUGGAAAGAAGUUCUGGGAGACGGAUGACGCUGGGAAGGACGGGCCAAAGGGGAUCUUCUUGGACCAGUGGAGGGACAGCGCAUGGGGGGCUUCAGAUCACUCGGUGUCACAGCCAAUCAUGGUGUCCCGUCGGCCAGGACAGGGCUUCCACGGCGGCGGUGAAGUCGGGGUGGGCUCCGUCAUGUCCCCGCGGUCCGAGAGCGGAGGCCUCGGCGUGAGCAUGGUGGAGUACGUCCUGUCCUCGUCGCCAGCAGACAAACUGGACUCCUGCCUUCGGAAAGGACCUUAUGGACAGCGGGAUGGCGAGGUGGAGGAGGAGAAGCGGGAGAAGCCAAAAGCGACGUUUGAGGGGGAGAAGUUGAAAGAACUGACUGAGAGCAAUGCUGACGUCAUCAAUGAUGUCAUCAACCCCAACGGGCUGCCAGUGCAGAACGGCCUCGAUGUGGAUGUCAAAGAGUUUGGCCGCCCUCCAGGCAACAUGCCGCCCCAAGGCCCGGAGGGGGACCUCCUUGGGGGCCCAGGUGGUGUCGGAGUAGAUGGACUGACACCUCUAGGAGGCGGCGGAGGCCCCAAGCCCCCUGAGGACUUCUCUGGUGUGGAUCAAGGUGGGGUUGCCAUGGAUCCCAUGGAGUCAGUGAUGGAGCCGCUUCAGUUUGACUACAACUCCCAGAUGCCCAUGGACUCUGCGCCCACCGUGGGCCUCUUUGAUUACACCAACCAGCAGCAGCUAUUCCAGAGAAACAACGCUCUGGCGGUGCAGCAGCUCACAGCGGCCCAGCAGCAACAGUACGCUUUGGCAGCGGCGCAGCAGCCGCACAUUGGUCUGGCCCCAGCAUUUGUGCCCAAUCCGUACAUCAUCAGUGCUGCCCCACCUGGUACAGACCCAUAUGCAGCGGGACUAGCGGCAGCCGCAACCCUCGGACCGGCAGUAAUGCCUCCUCAGUACUACGGCGUCACCCCUUGGGGGGUCUAUCCAGCCAAUCUAUUCCAGCAGCAGGCAGCUGCAGCCAACAACUCUGCCAAUCAGCAGGCAGCGGGUCAGGGUCAGCAGAACCAACAGCAGGUGAUGCGUGCAGGAGGCAACCAGCGACCUCUCACCCCCAGCCAGGGGCAGCAAGGGCAGCAGAAUGACCAGCUGGUUGCGGCAGCUGCAGUCAACUCUGCCCUGGCCUUCGGGCAGGGACUUGCAGCAGGAGUGCCUGGUUAUCCGGUUCUGGCUCCUGCAGCCUACUAUGACCAGACAGGCGCCCUGGUCGUCAACACGGGAGCUCGCAGUGGGCCCGUCCGCCUCAUGGCCCCUGCAUCUGUCAUCAUAUCUCCUUCAGCAGCACAAGCAGUUGCUGCAGCAGCGGCAUCAGCGGGCGGCGCUAAUGGUGGCCUGGGCGGCGGGGCCAACGGUCCGUUCCGUGCCAUGACGUCCCAGCAGCCGCAGCAGCAGGGCGGCCCAGGCGGAGCUCUGGGCGGAAGCUCCUUCUACGGGUCGUCCUCCCUCAGCUCAUCCUCCCAGAGCUCCUCUCUCUUCUCACAAGGUUCUGGCCAGCCCGGCCCAGGUUCUGCUUCCUUGGGCUUCAGCCAGGCUGCCUCCUCCUCCCUCGGUGCCACGCUGGGGGCCACAUUGGGAGGCUUUGGUACCGCAGUGGCGAAUUCGAGCGGGGGCAGCGGCUCCAGGCGAGACUCCUUGACAGGCAACAAUGAGCUGUACAAACGCACACCCUCCAGCCUCACUCCCAUCGGCCACGGAGGGUUCUACAAUGGCACCCUGGGCUUCAGUCCCUCUCCGGGCCCGGUGGGCAUGCCCCUUCCCAACCAGGGCCCCUCUCAUUCACUCACACCCCCACCCUCGCUGUCCAAUCACAGCUCCUCAUCCAACCUCAAUCUGGGAGGCCUGACCAAUGGCAGUGGGCGUUUCAUCUCCGCCGCCCCGGGAGCCGAGGCCAAGUACCGUAGCACAGCCAGCUCGGGCUCCUCCCUCUUUUCACCCAGCAGCCAGCUGUUCCCGUCUUCGCGGCUACGCUACGGCAUGUCUGACGUGAUGCCGUCAGGCCGUAGCCGCCUGCUCGAGGACUUCAGGAACAACCGCUAUCCCAACCUGCAGCUGCGGGACAUCGCCGGCCACAUCAUGGAGUUCAGCCAGGACCAGCACGGCAGCAGGUUUAUCCAGUUGAAGUUGGAGCGAGCCAGUCCAGCCGAGCGCCAGCUUGUCUUCAGUGAAAUACUGCAGGCCGCCUACCAGCUCAUGGUGGACGUCUUUGGGAAUUAUGUCAUCCAGAAGUUUUUUGAGUUUGGCAGUCUGGACCAGAAGCUGGCGCUGGCUGAGAGGAUCCGUGGCCACGUGCUCUCCCUGGCCUUGCAGAUGUACGGCUGCAGGGUCAUUCAGAAGGCGCUGGAGUUCAUCCCUUCCGAUCAGCAGGUCAUCAGCGAGAUGGUGCGGGAGCUGGACGGCCAUGUGUUGAAGUGCGUGAAGGACCAGAACGGCAACCACGUGGUGCAGAAAUGUAUCGAGUGCGUGCAGCCACACGCGCUACACUUCAUCAUAGACGCCUUCAAGGGACAGGUGUUUGCCCUCUCCACUCACCCUUACGGCUGCCGAGUCAUCCAGCGCAUCCUGGAGCACUGCCUUCCCGAACAGACGCUGCCCAUCCUGGAGGAGCUCCACCAGCACACGGAGCAACUGGUGCAGGACCAGUAUGGCAACUAUGUGAUACAGCACGUAUUGGAGCACGGCCGAGCCGAGGAUAAGAGCAAGAUCGUGGCGGAGAUCAGAGGAAACGUGCUGGGACUCAGCCAACACAAGUUUGCCAGCAACGUGGUGGAGAAGUGUGUGACGCACGCGUCGCGGGCUGAGCGGGCGGUGCUGAUCGACGAGGUGUGCAGCCUGACCGAGGGCCCCCACAGUGCCUUAUACACCAUGAUGAAGGACCAGUACGCCAACUACGUGGUGCAGAAGAUGAUCGACGUGGCCGAGCCCACCCAGCGCAAGAUCGUCAUGCACAAGAUCCGACCCCACAUCUCCACGCUGAGGAAGUACACGUACGGCAAACACAUCCUGGCCAAGCUGGAGAAGUACUACAUGAAGAACGGCGUGGACCUGGGCCCCCUGUGCGGCCCCCCCAACGGCAUCAUGUAAACCAGUCUGACCCUUGAAGUAAUGGUGCCCUCUUUCCCUAUGUACCCCCACCCCCACUCCUCCAUCACCAAAUCGUUCUCCUGUCCCUGUUUCCAUGACAACCCUUCAGUAGGAGCCUAUUGCUACAGGCGGCCUCUUAGUUGACACACAAACACACACACAUCCUCAACCACCCGAGCUUGCCCUGCUGAACUUGGGGUGGGAGUAGUGAGACAUCUUCGGCUUCCUGCUCCCCCCCCCUUUCUUUCUUUCUUUUUUUCCCCCCCAUUUUUCUUUCACUUACUGCUGCACACACUGUCCUCGUGCCCCCCUCCCCUAUUUACCGCUGUAAUGAUUAUUUAAUUUUUUGCGAAUGGUAGAGGAAUACACACAUGCCAAACGCUAACCAGCCUCCAGAUCAUUUAGCAUGGGAGAUUCCUUUUCCGGUCUUGCUUCUAUAAAUAUAACGUGUAUACUUGGUGUAGACCUUUGCAUAUACAUAUACAUAUACAUAUACAUAUACAUACAUAUAUAUAUAUAAAUAUAUAUAUAAAACUUUGUAGUUUUUUCUGGUUUUUGAUGUUGACUCUGUAUCUAUAAUGUAUCCUAGUAGUGACCACAUACUUGUGUAUACUUGUACAUUUGUAAACCCUUGUAAUGUAAAAGUGAUUUACCACCCCUUUUUUGGUAUAUGACAAGAAAAAAAGAAAAAGCGCUCACUCUGGAGAAGAAAAAAAAGUUAGGAAACCCCCCUCCCCCCAACCCCACCCUGUGCAUUUCAGUGUAUAUUCUCACCUCCUUGGUUGUUGUAUAUUGUAAAUUGUAAUAUCAAUUUUUUUGUUAUUUUGGGGAAGCCCUUUGUCUACGGCGUAGUAUACUUGUACAAACGUUGGCCACGCUUGCUUUUAUCGUGUCACUGCUUAACUUAAACCUCUCCCACUGACAUCUAUUGCUUCUGUUAGACAUCGUGCUGUCUUUUCUUUGUUUUUUUUAUGAUCUUUUUAUAGGAACGCUUCACCUCGUGGAAAGUGCUCACGUGUGUAAAAAAUAAAUAAAUAAAUAAAUUUAACCAAAAAAAGAAAAAAAGGUUUUUGCUGACUUUGCCGUGACGCUUUAGACGGGGGUGAAUUGUACAGAGGAGAGUCUUGUGUUUUGUUUGGCCAUUUCUCUAGUGCUGUAAGUGCUGUAUCAUACUGUCCAUGUAUUUUUGUUUUGGAUUUUUUUGGGGGGGGGGUGAGAGGCAGCCCGCCACGACGCGGUGUACAUUUGGAGCAGCCUUGUGUAUAUUUACUACGAGCACACCUUGUAACCAUAUGUGUAUAGUUAACAGAACCUGUGUAUGCUUAUUGCCUGGGCAACUAUUUUUUGUAACUCCUGUUGUAGAUUGUCUCUAAACAAUUGUGUGAUCUUUAUUUUGAAACCAAACAGAACAACAAACAAAAAAAAUUUUGAAAAUUUAAAACGGUGUCCAGUGUUUGUGUCUGUCAUUUUGUGUCGCACACAAGUUUCUUUGCAGAGCGAGAAGAAGAUGAGCGUCAGACCCCACCAUUCUGGUUCCAGCCGUCUGAGCAAACAUGUCUGCACUGACGGGGGUUACCGGGGGGGGGCCUGGAGCUCCAUCUUGCUUCUCCUUUCCUGCUCAUGCAACAAUUCAAGCUGCAUGAAUCGGUACGUAUAACUCGUUACUUGUCUGUUGACUUUUUAAUAGUCCGAGGAGAAGCUGACCAUCACUCAUGCUUUUAUUAGGACUGGAAAAAAAACAUGGUUUUCUUCGGUGAUUAAUCUCAAGCUUGUUCUUUCGAUUAAUCGAGUAAUCAGUUAGGCCAGGGGUGUCCAAACGUUUUUCCAGCAAGGGUCACGUAAUGAAAAAUGAAAAGAUGCAACUUUGCCAUU